Molecule: messenger RNA, 1863 nt
Organism: Cladocopium goreaui
Lineage: Eukaryota; Dinophyceae; Suessiales; Symbiodiniaceae
Source: the annotation of a GenBank genome assembly
AUGCAGAAGCCUUUUGAGGAUGCUGCUUUUGCUUUGGAGGUCAAUGAAAUGAGCCAUGUGGUGAUGACCGACAGAUCCACCGUGGCAAAACGCAUCGAAAAGCGGCUCCGCGUUGCUCCGUGCCGUUGGAUCCGUUUGAUCCGUCGUAUCCAUCGCUGGCAACAUUGGAUCCGUCGGCAGGUUGCACCGCCGCGCGGUACGGUGGCAGGUCCAAAGGCCUUCGUCCCACGCUGGGCCACCCCUGGCUACUCCACGCCAGCAGGGCCGCCGCCGGCGAUGGCCGGUGUUGUAGCCACCCCUGCAGCACCACUGGCAGCGCCUCUGGCGGGGUACCUGACGCCUUCGGGCCCCUUGGCACAGUGCCAUGCCCCGGAACGGGAGGUCUCGGGGCCGCCACAAGGUUUAGUGAGAUCUGGAUCACAGUCCGCAAUCAUCACCGCUCAUGUCAAGGUGCCACAGGUGCCGCAGGUGCCAUCAAUGCCAAGCUGCAAUAGUCCAACGACUCCUCUGCGAGCACCAAGGAGCGCAGCACCUCCCUUUGCAAGCCCAGUGAGGGUGCAUGGGGCGGCCAGCCCUGCAUCUCCUGUGAUGGUGCAGGAUCAGAGACGAGUCUUGCGCGCCGUCGCGACACCGCUUAGAGUGGAGGUGCGUGCAGAAAGUCGAUGCGCCAGCCCAGAUCAAAGAGCCUGGCAGGCCAAGAGGAAUCAGUCACAGUCAGAGAAUCUGCAGAAGAGGCAACUGGAACCUACGACGCCAAUUACAAAGGUGCAGGUGCCGGUUCCACUGUCUGGCGCGACCCCUCGCGAGGUCUUGGAAAGGGACUUGUCAGAUCCAGAGAAGGUGGAAUAUGACGAUCUCCAGUUCAUUGAGAGAUUGGGCAAGGGUGAGUUUGGAGAGGUCUUUAGAGGAUACUAUGGAAAAGAAGAGGUUGCCAUCAAGCAGUUGUUCUUUGAUGAGAACAUGACUGAGUUGAUCGUCCAGGACCUGGCGAGAGAGAUUGAUUCCUUCAGACAUCUCAGUCACAAGCGCUUGGUUCGCUUCAUCGGCGCAUCUUUGCAGUUGCCAAACCUUUGCCUUGUGACCGAGUAUAUGCCAGGCGGUUCCUUGCAUCAUCUACUACACGUUCGCAGGCAGAAGCUUCCCUUCGGCCAUGCCUUGAACAUGUGUAUACAGAUUGCAGAUGGCGUAUCGUAUUUACACAGCCAGAUUCCCACGAUCGUUCACCGCGACCUGAAAUCCUUGAACGUGGUGCUGGAUCUGAGUCUGAACAUCAAGAUUUGCGACUUUGGGCUCACCGAGUCGAUGGAUCGGACUCACAUCACCAAGAAGAACAAUGGAGGUUCUCCAAGGUAUAUGGCGCCUGAGCUCUUUGACUGCAAGACGAAGAUCACGGAGAAGAUCGAUGUUUGGGCCAUGGGCUGCAUCUUCGUGGAGGUCUGUGGUGGUCCAUUGCCCUAUGAGAAAAUCACCACCUUGGCGGAGCUGACCAAGGAGAUGUUGAUCAAGAGGCGAACGCCCAGCAUUCCAGAGUUCAUCACAGGGCAAAUGCGAGACGUUUGCAAAAGUUGCCUGAGUUUCCACUACCAAGAGCGGCCCAGCAGCCAGCGAGCCUUUGAGUUGCUGAAGGCUGCCAAGAAGGCCUGGAAGGAACUGCAAUAGCUUGCUCUGAGCGCCAAAGGUUUGUGAGCCGUAUUCUCAGAGUCUUCGACUGGUUUCCAAUGUUAUCAUGGCGUGCUUCCAGAUCCGAUUUGGGGACGCUUUCGCUGCAUCAAAUUCGGCCAGUGAGAAGUUUUAGCCUCAGAUUUAUUCUGAUCGAAUUGUACGAGACUUGUUUCUUUUGUGUGUUUUUCAUUUGUUUUGUUU